This is a messenger RNA of Hordeum vulgare subsp. vulgare (domesticated barley), 1183 nucleotides long. Its product is annotated as TLC domain-containing protein At5g14285-like. The annotation marks the transcript as partial. The transcript has a single exon. Lineage: Eukaryota; Viridiplantae; Streptophyta; Magnoliopsida; Poales; Poaceae. The record is from RefSeq and is a predicted model, not a curated record. Gene Ontology annotation, cellular component: membrane.
UUAAAUCUCCAACAAACCCUCUUGAUUAGCAACCAAAUCCGCCCGUGUUAUCUUAUCACACGCAACCACUCCACGCCAAACAAACAGAACCGCACAGCCAUCCACCUCCGUGGUACUCGUCGCCCAAACCCUACUGCCCAGCCGAAUCCCCUUCAUACUUCCCGCUGCCCGGCCGCGAGAUUCCUUGAAUCGCCGCUAAUCCGAACGGCCGGGAGCGUCGGAUCAAGUCCCGCGAUAUUUGAUUCUUGCGCAAAUCUCUCUGCUGCCAUGGCCGAGCUUUUGGCUUCUUGGGCCGCUGAGGAGCGGUGGAUGUAUCCAGCCUUCCUGUCCAUGUACGCUGUCAUCUACUGUGUCGGCCAACUGGGCUUGUUCCGGCGUUGGGAGUGGAGGCACCGGCUGGACGGCGCCAGCUGCCUCAUCUCACUCGCGCACGGCUCCGCUGCCGCGUUCGCGGCGGUCGCAGCCAUCGCCGCGCAGCCGGCGGGGAACCGGGGUUUCGCGGCUCCCAAUUCCCGCAUCCAGGACCACGUCCUCGACUACAGUAUCGCCUACUUCACCAUGGACCUGCUCCACUAUCUCGCCUUCCUUCCCGGGGACAUCCUCUUCAUCGCCCACCACCUCGCCACGCUUUUUGUCUUCUUCACCUGUCGCUACGUCGUCUACCAUGGUGCAUACGCACUCCUCGUCCUGCUCUUUCUCGCCGAGGUCACCAGCCUCCUGCAGAAUGUGUGGACACUCGCCGGGAUCUGGCGAACCGAGGUUCCUGCGGCUGCAAGGGUGUAUAACACUCUGUCGCCACCGUUCUAUGUGCUAUACACCAUUGUCAGGGGUGUCGCGGGACCGCUCUUCUUCCUCAAGAUGAGCCUGUUCUAUCUGUCUGGCCAGGCUGUUGAUCUCAUCCCGUGGUGGGUGCGCGUAUCUUGGAUCAUUGUCGUCGGCGCUGCUAUCACGGUGAGCAACUUUUGGAUUUGGAAUCUUUGGAAGACACUUUUUAAGGAAAGGAAGCAGAGCAUUGGAAAAAAAGACACAUAGUAGAAUACCUAUUAGUGGCUCAAUUUGUCAGUAUUUGUGGUGACACCUGAUGAAGAUGAUAAUUCCUAAAAAAUGUUGAUGAAUUGAUGAUAGCUGAUGAUGACUGAUAUAUUUUGAAAUGCUAUAUAUGCAACAUCUCUCCAUUCUUUAA